UGGCGGUCUCCGCUCUCCUCACCGCGCAGCUUUACCAAUCCUCCUCCUCAAACUCAAAGCGUCCGGACCAAAAGUACUACAUUCCCGAGGACAACUUUCUAUACUGCUCAUGAACCUUACAUUCCUACAGACCAGAAGAAACAUUUGGAGAACACCUGGACUCUCCUACUUCCUGGUUAUAUAACUUUUUGUUGCACUUGAACGAAUCCUUUACAUUCCAAAGACUUUUGCCCCGAACGGACAUCGAUUUUUUUUUCUUUUAGAAUCAACGAUCAAAGUCACUUUUCUUAUUAUAAUAUUAUUCUGACCAAAUAAGCAAGAGGCAGCAGCCUACGUUUUUCUUUAGCACAAUCCAAAAGUAGUCUUAACCGUGGGUGUUUUUUUUUCUACGCAUAGUCUUAAAUUAAAUAACAAAACAGUCGACAAUGGCAGGUAUGAACUCUCUGGAUGCUGUGAAGAGGAAGAUUCAGUGUUUGCAGCAGCAGGCCGACGAGGCAGAGGACCGGGCUCAGGUCCUACAGAGAGAGCUGGACAGUGAACGGGAGCUCCGAGAGAAAGCGGAGGGUGAUGUAGCAGCUCUGAACCGUAGGAUCCAGCUGGUGGAGGAGGAGUUGGACCGAGCCCAGGAGAGGCUGGCCACAGCACUGCAAAAACUGGAAGAGGCUGAGAAGGCUGCAGAUGAGAGCGAGAGAGGGAUGAAGGUGAUCGAGAACCGAGCGAUGAAGGACGAGGAGAAGAUGGAGAUUCAGGAGAUGCAGCUGAAGGAGGCCAAACACAUCGCAGAGGAAGCAGACCGUAAAUAUGAGGAGGUGGCUCGUAAGCUGGUGAUCCUGGAGGGAGAGCUGGAGAGAGCUGAGGAGAGGGCCGAGCUCUCAGAAUGUAAAGCCAGUGACCUUGAGGAGGAGCUGAAAAAUGUGACCAACAACCUGAAGUCCUUAGAAGCCCAGUCUGAGAAGUACUCAGAAAAAGAAGACAAGUAUGAGGAGGAGAUCAAAGUUCUGACUGACAAACUGAAGGAGGCUGAAACCCGCGCAGAGUUUGCAGAGAGGACAGUGGCCAAACUGGAAAAGUCCAUUGACGACCUGGAAGACAAAUUAUCACAUGCCAAAGAGGAGAAUCUGGGCAUGCACCAAGUCCUGGACCAGACCCUGCAGGAACUGAACAGCUUAUAAACACACAGAGGAAACUGGAGAGGAUGAGAUCGUCACGUAACAUUCCAUUAAAUGUUCGACUCCAUUCCACAUUUCGAGCUGUAAAAUCUUUAUUCCCUCACUUAAAAGGGGGAAUUAACUUAAUGCUUGUCCCUUGAUGUUUUUUUUUUCCGAAGGCACAACUUUGUCUCUCUUUUUUUUUUAAGAUGGGAAGUUAUUUUGAAACCAUUGCUUAUUUUAUUUUUAUUUUUUUUUAUCUCCAGCUGUGAUUACAGAAAUUUUCUCGAGAAAUAUUUUUUGACCACUCAUUUAUAAAGAACUGGUAAUAAAUACACCCAAAGAACCUCAGAUUUGGUCGCUCAACCACUUGAACUGGCUCAAUUUUACAAUUUAUGUGCACAUACAUUCAACCUCUGAUUAUAUUAAUACAUAGGCUACAAGUGGCAUUUGGUUUGUCUCAGUCUACAUUUGUGUGGCUCUGAAGUGCCACCCAGUGGUGAUAUGAAGUUCAGUCAACAGUUACUUUUCUGAUCAUGCUGUAACACCUUAAGAGGCUUCGGGUUAAAGGACAUUCGACACAUCUGUCUCAGCAGUGUCCCCCUAAAUCUGUGUGUUUAAGCAGCAAGAUGAUCAAAUGGACAGGUGACCUUAUGGAAAGGUUUCAUCCACAAAUAAAUAAGUCAAGGCACAUGCUGCUCGGUCACACUAGGCUUCUUUACAUUUAAUUAAAAAGUAAGGCCUCCUCUGCCUGGUUAUCCUGAUGCCUACAUACUGAAGAUGCACAAAAUAUUUACAGUGCAUCAUUUUUCUUCUACUCUCUUCUUGGUGUGGGAAUCUGUGCAGAAACUGACAGCUGUGCAUGAACAGUAUCUAAAGACCAUGACGUAUCUAAUCUGUAGUACCUUUCCUUAAGCAUAACCUGAUCAUCGACACCUUCUGCAUUAUUGCCAACAAUAUGCCAUAAUGUAGCCAAUAUUUACAAUAUAUUGUAUUACAUGUGUGAGCUAAGCCCCAAACCACUGGAAGCUCAGUCAAGUUUUGUCAACCAUGGAUACUUAUUGUAUAUAGUAGAAUAAUGUUAGGUAUGUGAGAAAUUGUAUUGUUUAAUUUUUUUUCUGGGUUUUAUUUCAUUUACACCACUUCUUUUUGCUAGGGGAACUCUCAAGACCAAAGAACACACAUGAGACAGACAAUAAAUUCUUCAGAUGUUUUAUUUUUGUUUGUGAUGGUCAUCUUGGUGUCAUCCCGUGCCAGGACCAUGAUUAGCGCCUCAAAUUUGAUCGAGGCUGUUUUGAAAUAUUUCAUUCACCGCCCCCCUCUAUGUCAAUCUAAUAAAUGUUUUACAGAAAUCAUGA
This is a messenger RNA of Toxotes jaculatrix (banded archerfish), 2506 nucleotides long. It is a transcript of the gene tpm4a, whose product is annotated as tropomyosin 4a. The coding region runs from base 426 to 1172 and encodes 248 amino acids. The record is from RefSeq and is a predicted model, not a curated record. Gene Ontology annotation, molecular function: actin filament binding. Gene Ontology annotation, biological process: muscle contraction; actin filament organization. Gene Ontology annotation, cellular component: actin filament. The transcript has 8 exons. Lineage: Eukaryota; Metazoa; Chordata; Actinopteri; Toxotidae.